UCACAACAUUACUGAUCUCGUUGGCAAAUAAUACAAUAAAACAAUCAGAGAGGAUCCAACGCAAAGCACAGAAUUCGUGUUUGUACAAACGUUGUUUUGUCUGUAAAGAACAAUGUUUUCAAAGGGUGGAAAAACAGAAGUAAAGACAGUCGGCAAUUGUGCAUAACACGUUUAUAACUUAGGAACAGGAACUAGCCAAGGUAGCGAUUGUUACAGAGAAAUUGUUAAUUACAGUUAUCAAGUCUUGGUUAUCUUUGAAAUUCGCAAGUGGGUUAUACAUUUACAUAUCAUAGCUUUCCGAAUUACGCACAAAGAUAAACACAUCUUUCGCACUUUUAAUAUGCGGAAAAUUCACUUUAACCGAGAAGUUUUUUAAUUGCAGGUUAACCGAUGAUUGAAGGACAACCAAUUGAAACUUGUCAGUAGUUAGAAGUUGUUGAAGAGCGACGUCCUACUCAAUCAAAGGAAGCAUCUUUACAAGUAUACCAAUGUUGCAUUUAUUGCAAUAAUUUUACGGGUCAAAUCAGCUGGCUUGGACCCGAAAGCUAGCCAACCACAACAACACAAGCUGCAAAAUGGAGUGAUUUUGUCAUCUUACAACUGCGAACGUUAGAACCCCAUCAUGGGUGAGAAGAACUUUACUAUGUCCCCUACGAGUGCGAGUGGCAACUUCAUCGAGCCAGCUUAUAUGCGCUGGACACUUCGCUUGAUAUUUAUCGUUGUGUUCAUUGUAGGAAUCAUCGGUAACUCUGUGGUUUGUGUGGCUGUGAUCCGUCGUAAGCGGAUGCGGACGAGCAAUAACAUUUUCACUUUUAAUCUGGCUCUUUGCGACUUACUAAACGUAGUGAUCUUUUUACCGACGCAAAUGGCUGCGUUUGAAAACAACCAUAACUGGGCUACAGGAAAUUUCAUGUGUCAUUUCACCUACAUUCUGGUUCCUCUCUGCUUGUCAGCCUCAAUCGGGACACUCCUCGCCAUAACAAGCGAUCGAUACAGAGCAAUUGCUUAUCCUAUGAAACCCCGAUUAAGCGGUAGAAAAGUCAAAAUCACCCUGGCUGUAAUUUGGAUCACCUCUUUUGUGAUCUGUUCUCCACUUCUAUAUGUGGCUGGGAUAGUAAGACCUAAGCCUGGUAAAGUUUAUUGCGAUGAGAAAUGGCCAGAUCCUCUUUAUUUUGAGCUCUAUUGGAAUUUCAUUUUUGUGAUUCAAUACAUCUUACCUCUGGCCAUUAUUGUAGUGUUAGCAGUGCUAAUCGCGGUUAAGAUUCGUAAGAACAACACAAUGAAAAUGCUUCCUAAAAGCUCUCAGGUAAUAGCAGCUGCAGUCAGGCAGAGAAUGAAACAGACUUCAAAAAUUACCAACAUGCUAGUCGCUCUGGUGAUACUCUACGCAAUCUGUAUGCUUCCUCAACAUUUUGUGUUCUUGUGGUCUAAAUACGGUGACUUAUUCAACUCCAAGUACUUUGUUUACGUUCUGCGAUUUUCAAACGUUUUCCCAAUGGCAAAUAGCGCACUCAAUCCUAUCGCUUACGGAACACUGAAUAAAGAGUUUAAGAAAGUCUUUAAAAGCUUCUUUCGCUGUGAGUGCGGGCAAAAGACGAAUGCGGAUGUUUAUAAAACAAAUCCUAAGGCAAUGAACGAAAUCCGUGGUGGUAAGUUCAGAUUAGCAGUGUAUAAACACGCCAAUGGCGAUGGAAAGGCUGGUGGCGAUGUGGAGAGUGGGAGCCGACUAACUCCUGCUUCCACUACCUCUUCGGCGACAAAUAAAAAACUUCAAAGGAGAAGUGAAGAUGGUGGAAGAGAAUUUAAAAGGACACCCAUUUCUAAUAGUUAUACCACAACUUUGUCCAUAUGUGAUCAAAAUUCGAAUGAAAACGAAGACGAAAGACAAAGUCUUUUACAAAGAGAAACAAAAGAGGACUGUUCAAACAUGUCACGUUCACGACCACCCCCAACUUACAUAAAACAGAAAGAAGAAGAAGAGCAAUUGUUGAUAGAUAGCGGGAGGGGAUCUGAAUUUGUCAGAAAUGAACAUGUGUUUCCCAACGAUUCUGAAGACAUGAACAUGCAAACAGACAAAAUUGCUGCAGAGGCCAAUAUAAGUCGUCCUGAUGCUAAUGUGUGUGCGGGUUGCGCGUUCGACCCGAAGAAACUACAUCCAAAGGAAAACUUAGAGACUCAGUUGUUGACACUUAACGACGUCGAAAAUGACUCAUUUAUGGACUGCUGGGUUGAAGUGAACAAAAUAGACCAAAAGCUUCUCGCCUAUAUAAGCUCUUUACAAGAAACUGAUCUUUAGAACACUGUAUCCAGAUAUAAUUUCGGUUUCUCUCCCAAUUUUGUUUCUCUUAUUAAAAUACAUUUCAAGUUUGCUCCGAUAGUGGAAACUAAUAACAGGUUUAGGCUUGUGUAAACAAAGAGCACCAAAUCUUCGCUACUAUUGACUGAAAAACGCGAAGGGUCACUUUUGAAUUGUAAAUAAAUUAAACUUUUCAUAAUCAAGCUCAACACAAAAGAGAUCCGAAAAAGGAGCACGCGAAUAGAAAAGAUUCUCUGUUCAAUCAUUUAUAUUUGUUUAACACGGAAUGCAAAUCCAGAAACGAA
Molecule: messenger RNA, 2601 nt
Organism: Pocillopora damicornis (cauliflower coral)
Lineage: Eukaryota; Metazoa; Cnidaria; Anthozoa; Scleractinia; Pocilloporidae
Product: galanin receptor type 1
Biological process (GO): G protein-coupled receptor signaling pathway
Cellular component (GO): plasma membrane
Molecular function (GO): G protein-coupled receptor activity
Source: RefSeq, a predicted model, not a curated record